Pezoporus occidentalis (night parrot) is the source of this 2682-nucleotide messenger RNA. It is a transcript of the gene CENPP, whose product is annotated as centromere protein P. The transcript is spliced from 8 exons. The record is from RefSeq and is a predicted model, not a curated record. Gene Ontology annotation, cellular component: nucleus; chromosome, centromeric region. Gene Ontology annotation, biological process: CENP-A containing chromatin assembly. Lineage: Eukaryota; Metazoa; Chordata; Aves; Psittaciformes; Psittacidae. Bases 42 to 905 code for a protein of 287 amino acids.
GACAUUUAUUUUGUUUUAUCUAGUAACAUUGAUUCUGAAAAAUGGACAGUGAUGUUUGUCAAGUUUAUGAAGAUGAAAUCCAGUCACUGAAAGUGGAAAUUGAACUAUUGGCUGAAAAGUAUGAAGAUAGCCAACAGGAAUCCACCUUUUUUUCUGAUGAGGAGAUAUUAAUGUCAAUAAAAUCAUUCCAAAGUGAACUUUGGGGAGAAUCUGAGGGACAUGAAUCUGCAACAGACCUGAAAGCUGAACUUGAAAGUCUAGAAACACGUCUCUCAUUUUUAAUGAAACUUACUGGUAUUCAGUUUACAGGUCAUUCCAAGAAAACACUGGAAAGGACUAGAAACAAAAUGGUGAGGAAGCACAGAUUAUCAGGGAAUUGCUGCUCCUUGUCUUUUCAAUUGGAAUUCCAGCUUCUUGAAAUGCAGAACAAAGGAAAUGUAUCUGCUGCUAUUACUGAUCUCAGUAUUAUAAUGGAGCCUAGGGGAAAUGGAGAUUUGGACAAAUUUGUGUUGAGCAGUGAAAAAUGUGGAAGUCUUUUAACGUUUUUCAGAAGUCUUUCAUCUUAUGCUGAGUGGUAUGAACAUCGCAGAUGCACCUUCCUGCAUUUCAAGGAAAAAUAUCCUGACAUUGUGACCCUUCCGGAAGGCCUCCUGGGAGAUUAUAUACUGCUGAGGAACCCCAAAACUUCUGGGUUUGAAUUAAUGAUUGUUUGGAAGAUACACAUCGAUGAGGAAGGGAGAUCUACACCUGUUCUGGACCUUCUGACUAAAGUACCAAAGCAAGUCCUGGACCAGAAUAUGGCAACUAUUGAGAAUGCACCCACCUAUUUCCGGAGCAUGCUACUUCUGGUUGGGAUAGAGGAAGCAAUUGAGAACCUGGUCAACGUAUUUGGCUCGGAAAGAUGACUACCAGCCUUAUUUGCAAUAGAUAGCAAUUUCAAAAGUAGUUUUAAUUCAGAUAUUGUGUUACACAGUCUAUAAUUUCAUUGAAUAUAAACAUUAAGUUAUUUUCCAUUUAGAAACCAUACUCAUAAAACAUGCUAUCUGUACAAUUAUGGCACGUUAUAUAUAAAUUGUCAUGACAGGAAAAUAAAUACAGCCAUUUAAAUACAAAAAUGCCAAAUAAAAUAGUUACAUGUACAGAGUGAAUUCAUUAUAAAUUUAUCUUUCUGAAUCAUUAAUGUACCAGAGUGGUUUUAUCUUCUUAACAUUUUCUAGAUACCUGGAAAGUGUUAAAAGAUCAUGCACUGUCAAAAAUCAAGUCCAUAAAAAUCCAUUUCAUUUCACAGCUCUGUAAAAGUACAGUGAUUUUAAAAGGACAAGAGAACAGUAAGAGACUCCUGGAACAAAGAGUUAAAUAGCUUUCUCAUUAAAUUAGGGUGGAAGUAGACAAUUUGAAGGUUUCAAAGACAUACUAUGCUAAAAGCAAAAAAGGAAAAAAAUGGUAACUGUAUGAAGUAACUUUUUUCCACACAGCAAGUGUUGAGGAGAGAUAGCAUUAACCUAGAAAGAGCCACUACACUUCUGUGAGGAGAGAUGGACAAGUUAAGGACUGCUCACUGCAAUACUUCCUUUUGAUUUCCUACCUCCAGGGGGAAAGUCUAGUUACGAAUGCAUCACAUUUCAUACAUUCAUCCCUAAAGAAACCAGAGUGGACAGAUCUCCCUUCACUUCUUCACUUCCACCAGAUGUACUGUUAGCUCACCAGCAACCUCUCAGCAUUUCUCAGGAGUACCUGCUCUGCACUAGACAUUCAUCAUAACUAACUGCUUUAUCCAGACCAAAUCUACAUGACUAAGUCACAUACUUCUCUGGUAGGGAAUGACAGCUGCUCCUGGAAUCAAGGGGCCAAAGCCACAAACCAGAAUCUCAAUAACGUCAUGAGACUUCCUCUUCAAAUCCACGACUGCUCUAACCGUAUCAGCAGCAGUUUGCCAGCUCCAUUUAUCAGUUAUGAAAAAAUAUGUUAUAGCAACGGUGAAAUAGGUGGAGAAACCAAGAGCUAAAGAAACAGUAUGUUUGUAAUACCGUAAUUGUAAUAACCUGCUAUUUGAUCACUCAGUCUCCUACUGUUCUGGUAGGUCAGGAAAAACUGGGAGGCUGGAUUGGUUUCUGUCAGAAUCUACAGUUGAGCAAUGCCAGGGAUCAGGGUUCAAUGAGCAGCAAUCUGUAACAGAAUACCUUGUUAGAUAUCAGGCAGAUUAAUUUCAAGUUUGGAAUCUAGUAGACAGGCACAAUGCAGUACUCUUUAUCCACUGACGUAUUACUGGUUUAGCUUGUUUUGUGUAACCCUUAGUGUAUUUCAUCUUUAGCUCUUUCUUCCAUGAAAAUGAAACUUGGUAACAGCACAUGCUCUUUACUUGCAUAAAAAAGGUGUGUGAAGUUAAGAGCAUAAAAUCCUGGAAAGUUUCCUUCCCUCCUCCUCUAACAGUUGGAGGAUUUCUGGAUUUUAAAGUAGCCUCUCUUCCCCCCAGGUCUCCUUUGGAAAGAAGGGGUUGUUAUCACUGUCACCUACCAGCUUAUUGCCCUGCUGCAGUGUCACAUUUCAGUGAGGCACCCCACUAACAUGUGUUGCCACCCGCAGAAAAGCUCUGCAGUGGUAUGAUUCUGCAGCUCAUACCUUUGAGUUGUACGGGGUUUUCUCACUUUGCUUUUUGAGUUUCAAGUAAAACUGAACCAUUCA